CGGGUUUCUGGACGUUGUCGUUUAGACGUCACUGCUUUGCUUCGUUCCAAUUCCACCUCACAUUCCUUAUCUUUCUUCUUCUUCUUCUUCUCAACCGUCGUCGAUUCUCAGUUUCCGAUUGCAGAACUUGAUUUCAGAAUCCAAAAAAAUGAACACGUUAAUCUCACCGCCUUCUACAAACCGUUACCUUUGUGGGGUCCCUUACUCUUUCCUCUCUCCGCUUCGACACAACAACAACACCAACCUUAACCUUCCGAGGUUCCAUUCCACAGUUGCUACCAACUUCUUGUCACACUCUCCGGUUCGGGCCACGCUCUCCGCACGUGCCACUUCCGAUGAAGUAGACACGCAAACGGUGGUUGAGGAACUUUCAGAGGAGAAUAAAGUGGAAGAGAACACCAACGAGGACAACACAAACACGUCCACUUUUUCUGCUCCAAUUGACAAAGAACUUAAAAAGGUUGCUCAGAAGACUGCUGCUACCUUUGCACCAAGGGCUUCCACGGCUACAAAAAACCCUGCAGUGCCUGGAACUGUUUUGUACAGUGUUUUUGAGGUUCAAGGGUAUGUUUCAAUGUUGUUGGGAGGAGCUUUGUCUUUUAAUCUCAUAUUCCCUUCUGAUGAACCUGACAUUUGGAGAUUAAUGGGAAUGUGGUCCAUUUGGAUGUUCACAAUUCCUUCAUUACGAGCUCGAGAUUGCUCAAAGAAUGAGAAAGAAGCUCUCAACUAUCUUUUUCUCCUCGUCCCAUUGAUCAAUGUUAUAAUCCCAUUCUUUUGGAAGUCCUUUGCUGUUGUUUGGUCCGCAGAUGUAGUAGCCUUCUUGGGAAUGUACGCAUGGAAGUUUGGAUGGCUUCAGAGAACGGAUUAAGGAACCCAAAUUUGGUUAGUAAAAGUUAUCAAUGCUUGUUGGCUUUGUCUUUCUCAUGGAUCUCAAUUUUGUAUAACACGCAGCAAUGAGAUGUGACAUUCCUUGUAGCACUUCAUGGCCCCCAACUCAUGGAUGAGUGAUUUCUGUGUUAAAAGUUUGAGUAGCCUUUGCAUCUACUAGGGGAGCAAGAUACCAUGUUGCAUUCGUUAAACAUCAAAUGAAGAGAAUGUUAUAGGUUCUUUAAAAAGUUUAGCAUGUUGUAUUAUUGCCGUGUCUCACGUUGCAGGAAAUUUGAAAUUCCCGAAUGUAAUCAAGAACCUCCAAAAGAUGAAAUGUGAAGUCAUGAUACAUAUAUUUUUGUACCACUGAGAUUUUCGAUGGCUGUAACGUAUUUUCUUAACUGGACGAAAAUUAAAAUUUAGAAGACAGAUGUAUCCUGGUUUGUAUCUGAUGAAUGAAGAGUAAGGGUUGUUAUU
This is a messenger RNA of Glycine soja, 1344 nucleotides long. Its product is annotated as protein RESISTANCE TO PHYTOPHTHORA 1, chloroplastic-like. Bases 149 to 868 code for a protein of 239 amino acids. Lineage: Eukaryota; Viridiplantae; Streptophyta; Magnoliopsida; Fabales; Fabaceae. The transcript is spliced from 4 exons. The record is from RefSeq and is a predicted model, not a curated record. Gene Ontology annotation, cellular component: chloroplast. Gene Ontology annotation, biological process: defense response.